Phascolarctos cinereus (koala) is the source of this 493-nucleotide messenger RNA. RefSeq names its product secretoglobin family 2B member 2 (gene SCGB2B2). NCBI's taxonomy places the organism in Eukaryota, Metazoa, Chordata, Mammalia, Diprotodontia, Phascolarctidae. The record is from RefSeq and is a predicted model, not a curated record.
GGUUAGAGGGAGCCACCAUGAAGAUUACAGGUGCUGUCUUUUCCCUGCUGCUGGUCGUGGCCCUGUGCAGCCAGUAUGCUGAAGGCUGCCUUGGAUUUUACGUCACUUUCACUGUCCUGGUAUUACGGAAUCCUGUGCUGCUAGAAAUGGACCUCUCCAAAUAUGGACCUACUCCAGCUGAGAUUCAAGCCUUCAAAAAGAUACAGGAGUGUUAUCAAGAAAAUUCCUUCAAAAAACGUUAUUGGAUGCAUCACUCCUAACAAACACCAGCCUAAGUCGUGAAUGCUUGGAAAGACUAAACCUACCUUCGUUUAGCAUGAAUAACGAACCCCUGGGUUUCCUCUAGACAACAUCCAAGUAACUGCCAGUUCUGCUCACCUCACACCUACUCUGGGCCCAGCUCAGCUCCUAUAGAGAUCCUAGGCCACAAGAAGUCCCCCAGCAGGGAUGAUCAUAGACCCUGAUGAUUCUAAUAAAGCAAAUGUGCCUCAAA